GCCUCGUUAUGCUGCCCUUUAUUCUUCGAUACUUUUAGAGUAUAUCCUUUGAAUAAUUUCGUCGAUAAUUAUGAAACCUUGAAUUAUCGUGUUGUGAACACAGUCCGGAAAAAACGUUCGUCGGGUUACGGAGAGCCUUUGAACCUUAAAUUUUUCGCAUAUAAUAGGACAUUCCAUUUAAUUCUAUUGCCACUCGAUCCAUUGAAUGAUCAUUUUCAUCCGGAUCACAUAUUAGAUGAAGAUGGUCGAUAUGAGGACAUAGAGCCUCAUAAAUUUCUUUAUGAAGGAUUCGUCAAAGAUGACCCGGGAUCCAAAGUGUAUGGGUCGAUUCUUGAUGGUGUGUUCGAAGGUCACAUCCGAACAGGAGAUGGUAAUUCAUACAGUGUGGAUAGGGCAGCGAAGUACUUCGACUACGAUAGUCGACCUUCUCAUUAUCAUUCGAUUUUAUAUCGUGACGAUGACAUUAACCACAGCAAGAUGCGUGUGAAAAGCGACGUCGGUUUGCAUUCAUGUGGAUUGGAUGAUCGUGUGAAGCGUGAUAUGGAACGGAUACAACGUUCAGCCGAAGUUCCUCCAGAUGUGUACACAAAUUACGUGACAAUGCAUGGCCGAUCAAAACGUGCAACUAGGGACAGUAAUGGAUUGUACACAGUGAGGACAUGUUCUCUGUAUCUUCAAGCCGAUCAUAAACUUUACGAGCACAUCAAAAGAAAGGAGGGAAACAAUGAUCCGAUAAGAACUCGCGAAGAGAUCGUUAGCCUAUUCUAUAACCACAUCAAAGCUGUGAACGAGAUCUACGAAGGAACGAAUUUUAACGGCAUCAAAGGACUUCAUUUUGUGAUCCAAAGAACUUCGAUCUAUACACCAGAGACCUGUGAUCGUGGCCGUCCCGUGCCGGGUAGCGACAACCCGUUCUGUGAAGAGAAUGUGGACGUGUCUAAUUUCCUCAAUCUGAAUUCUCAGCGAAACCAUUCAGCCUUUUGCCUUGCCUAUGCACUUACUUUUCGAGAUUUCGUUGGUGGAACCCUAGGAUUGGCAUGGGUUGCAAGUCCACAAUACAAUACGGCGGGUGGCAUCUGCCAAAUUUAUCAGCGUUACAACGAGGGCUCGAGAGGCUGGGUGUUUCGUUCAUUGAAUACAGGGAUUGUGACGUUGGUCAACUACGGGAAUCGUGUACCUACAAGAGUCUCUCAGUUGACGCUUGCUCAUGAAAUCGGACACAAUUUUGGCUCACCCCAUGAUUUUCCUAUAGAGUGUCAACCGGGUCUGCCUGACGGAAAUUUCAUCAUGUUUGCGUCUGCAACAUCUGGAGACAAGGUGAACAAUGCGAAGUUCUCGCCAUGUUCCGUG
Messenger RNA from Haemonchus placei, 1350 nucleotides. The record is from the annotation of a GenBank genome assembly. Lineage: Eukaryota; Metazoa; Nematoda; Chromadorea; Rhabditida; Trichostrongylidae.